This is a messenger RNA of Cicer arietinum (chickpea), 865 nucleotides long. Its product is annotated as gibberellin-regulated protein 4-like. The record is from RefSeq and is a predicted model, not a curated record. Lineage: Eukaryota; Viridiplantae; Streptophyta; Magnoliopsida; Fabales; Fabaceae.
AUGCAAGUAGUGUUCACAUCAAUAAUAAAUUUUGAUGAUGUAAAUGAGGUUGCUCUCCAACCUCAUCAACAUUCUAUAAAUGCUCUUACUUUCUCUUUAUGUGCCAUCUUCACUUUCCUUUCACCUCUUUGAUUCUCUUGUCCAUUUUUUGUGCUACACAAUUUUUUCAUAUAGUACUAGGCAUUUUUUGAAACAUUGAUAUUAGUCAUGGCUAGACUACUUGUUGUUUUCAUUUUGGUCGUCAUUGCAACUUCCAUGCUUCAAACAUUGGUCAUGGCAUCUCAUGGACAUGGUGGCCACCACUACAAUGACAAGAGAAAAUAUGGACCUGGCAGUCUCAAGAGUUUCCAAUGCCCAUCUAGAUGUUCAAAGAGGUGCAAAAGGACCCAAUACCACAAGCCCUGCAUGUUUUUUUGUCAAAAGUGCUGUAGAAAAUGCUUGUGUGUUCCACCGGGGUAUUAUGGGAAUAAAGCUAUAUGCCCUUGCUACAACAAUUGGAAGACCCAACAAGGAGGACCAAAAUGCCCUUAAGUUUGUUUUUCAUCAAAUUAUGCUAGUAAUAUUAUUCAAACAUAAAAUUUAUCUUAAAAUGAGAUAUAAAUAUAAUACUGUAUAAAAUAUUUAAGUAUUAUAUUUAUAUUUAAUUUUGUGUCAAAUUUUAUAAUAACAUUACUCAAAUUAUAUUCACAAAUCCUUUCUUAUAAUAAAUGUUCGACUUGUUACUUUUUUUUGUCUUAGUUUAACUAGAAGCUGGUUUUGGUUUUAUAUAAUACCUUGUUCAAUUUACGAUUAUGGUUUUAAAUGAGCAGGGUCUAGUACUCUUUAUUGCUUUAUAUAUGGAACCUCUAAUGCCUUGUUUGUUUUC